AUGAACGAGCUGAAACUAACUCGCGAGUUCGACAAUCAUUUUUUCUUGACGAAAAUCUGCAUGAUUUACAUUGGACUGUGGCCUUUGGACGGCGCUUGCAAUGACUUGAAGAGAAACUUGAAAGUCUUCACGGGGUACUUUUUCGUCGUGAGUUUGAUCCUGGUCGAGCUGUACGACAUAUACUUUUACUCUUCGGGUAGUAUCGAGGCUACCGCCGAAAUAGUCAUAACGAUGACUUAUGCGUUUGGCGGUCUCAUGAAAAUAAGCCAUUUUUUGAAAGAGUUCGGUGUCUUCAAGGACAUGUGGCACACGAUGCACGUCGACUGGACCGGCGUGCUCGGGAACGACCAAGAGAGAUCGUACAGGAGUCAUGUGAUGCGUCGAAUAACCAUCAAGACGCGGAAGUAUUGCCGCCAGUACGCCCUGCUGACGCUCGGCGCGGCCGUCAUGUACAUGACCAUGCCGUUCAUCGGCAACCAAGCUCAUCGAGUCAGGAAGUAUCCUUUCUUCGGCAGGUAUUACUACGAUGAUCAAUCCGACCUCGUCUACAUCCUUUGCUAUUUCAGUCAGGUAAUAACGGGCACAUUUUGCGCUACAACCAAUUACGCUUUAGAUACUUUAUUUCUCAUCUGUUCGUAUCACAUGUGUGCACAGUUAAAAAUUUUAAAGCACGAUUUGAUAAAAAUGAGCAAGGAAAAUGUGGCCCAGCGACUGACGUGCUUGAUUCGUCGACAUCAGAGAGAAAUAAGAAACGUCAAGAAAUUACAGAAAGUUUUUAGCAACGUGGGAUUUUGGCAAUUAUUCGUGGCUUGCGUGAUUACGUGCAUCAAUAUCUUCAAAAUGCUCAAUAGUCAAGCACUUGGAGAUGCCAUUUAUAAAUCUGGAUGGUUGGAUUUUCAAGGUAAUUACAAGCGGGACCUAAAAUUCAUGAUACAUCGAUGUCAAUUACCACUCACUAUUACUGCUGGCAAAAUCUACACCCUUUCAAUAGCAAAUUUUAUGGAGGUGAUUGUUAACUACAUAAUCUGUCAGUUAUCCAACCAAACUUGUCGAUUAUAA
Molecule: messenger RNA, 1059 nt
Organism: Trichogramma pretiosum
Lineage: Eukaryota; Metazoa; Arthropoda; Insecta; Hymenoptera; Trichogrammatidae
Exons: 5
Coding region: 1-1059 (352 amino acids)
Biological process (GO): detection of chemical stimulus involved in sensory perception of smell; sensory perception of smell
Cellular component (GO): plasma membrane
Molecular function (GO): odorant binding; olfactory receptor activity
Source: RefSeq, a predicted model, not a curated record